Messenger RNA from Dendrobium catenatum, 348 nucleotides. RefSeq lists its product as uncharacterized. The coding region runs from base 1 to 348 and encodes 115 amino acids. Lineage: Eukaryota; Viridiplantae; Streptophyta; Magnoliopsida; Asparagales; Orchidaceae. The transcript has a single exon. The record is from RefSeq and is a predicted model, not a curated record.
AUGACAGCUGAAUAUCAAGCACAACAAAAACAGAGGAUAUGGAUGCUCGUUCCCAAACCUGUGAACAAAAGAGUGCUUGGAUGCAAAUGGACCUACAAGACGAAACUUCUGCCCUCAGGACAGGUCGAUCACUACAACGCUAGACUUGUGGCUCUCGGCUAUGAACAAAUUCUGGGUGAGAAUCAUAUGGAGACAUUUAGUCCCGUCGCCAAAAUGACAACCAUAUGUAUGCUCCUCUCACUGGCAGUAAACAAGAACUGGCUUGUUCUUCAACACGAUGUCUCGAACGUGUUUCUUCACGGCGACCUACCUGAUGACAUCUUCAUGACUCAACCUCUCAGAUUUUAG